AUAUAGUUCAAUGGCAACAAUCGGUUUAUGCGCGCGUCACCGGAUCCAGCGAAGAUUCGAGAUCGUUCCGGAAUCUUCAGGAUCUGCAAGAUUAUCCGGAGCCAAAACUAAAGAGACACUUUGUUCGGAACCGGGAUGGAGAUCGGUCGAGUUAGAGUCGUCGGAUUAAGUGGUGAAGUCGUCUUGUUAACCGUUUUGUGCCGUUCGCUGUCGAUAGGAACUAGUCGGAGAACUUUCAACUGCUUUCGGGGGUGAAAAAGAUAUUUUGCGCUGAAACGUACUUGCUUUUGAGAGCAUGUGUUCAGGUUCAGGAGAACUUGAAUUGAAAAUUCAGUAUUUAAGAUUUUUUAAAUAUGUACAUAAAUUGAUUGUGUGCGUAUGCAGAACAUGUAAAUUUUAUAAUACGUUUAAGCAAAAUAUAUUGAGUAUAGUGUAUUAGAUGCUUUACUGUGAGAUUAAAAAAAAAAACAUUAUUAGGAAAUGAAAAGAUUCAAUGAUAAUUCCACCACUAGUGGUGAGAAAAAAUGGUACGAGGAAUAUUCGAAGACAGAGGAACCUUGCAAGCAUUCUUUAUCCGAAGUUGGUGUGUUACAACUAAAAGACGAAGGAAAAAAAUAUCUGGAUGCAGAGACUGCCAGUUUUCAGUUGAAACAAUCUAAGUCACAUGACUCAGAGACAAAAUGGUUAAAGACAGCAUUGCAGCAGGGUACUUUUUUGGAUAGAAUAGCAGCCAACAUAGUGCUGGUGCAAGAUAAUCCGAAAUAUAAUUUUAGUCGUCUAAUAUUUCUAGUCUAUCAAGUAAAAGGGGCCAAACACAGUCAGUGUGGUUUGGUCAUAACGUCUCUCAAGGAACUCUUUCUAACUGAUCUGUUGCAUCCAACUUUUAAGUUGUUAAAAUUUGAAGAACAGGAUCUAGAUAAGCUUGAAGUAGGAAAUGAAUCAAAUUCUAUUGUUAAAACAAAUGCUGCUAGAAAUAGAUUACUGGCACAUUGGUACUUUGAAGAUCAACUGCGUGAGCAGUAUAAACGCUUUGUUUUAAGUCUGUCCGCAGUAGCUAUUGAUAGAGUAGACAUAAAUCGUGAAAAAGCCAUAUUGGUAAUGACAGAUUUGUUGAUGAACAAUGCUGAACAAGAACAUAAGUUACUGGAGUUGAUUGUGAAUAAAAUCGGCGAUCCUACUAGCAGAAUUGGAUCUAAAGCUGUAGUUUGCAUCAACAAGUUAUUGCAAGAGCAUCCAAAUAUGAAGCUUGUAGUUUUGCGUGAAGUUGAGAAACUAUUGUUUAGAAAAAACGUGUCUCAACGUGCUCAAUAUUAUGCUAUAUGUGUGUUGACACAAUUUUUUCUGGACAGAAACGACGACGAAAUAGCUGUUACAUUGGUAGAAGCGUACUUUGCGUUUUUCAAAGCAUGUUUGAAAAAGGGAGAACCUGACAGCAAAAUGAUGGCAGCAAUUCUAACGGGUGUUAAUAGAACAUAUUCUUUCGCUAAGGUAGAUUCAAAGGUGCUGAGCAAACACAUUGAUUCUGUUUACGAAGUGGUGCAUUUUGGGUCGUUUAAUGUCUCUCUUAAUGCACUUACCUUAUUGCACCAAAUUACAGGCAAGGACGAGUCUCAAGCAAACAGAUUUUAUUCAACUUUUUACAGAAAGUUACUCGACCCACAAAUAGGAGUAGCAAAUAAACGCGCAAUGUUUCUCAACUUGGUAUAUCGAGUUCUUCGGAAAGAUCAAAGCGUAUUACGUCUAUACGCAUUUAUUAAAAGAAUCUUGCAAAUCACACUGUACUUCCCUGCAAAUAUGACAUGUGCUAUGCUCUAUGUUGUCUCUAAAAUUCUUCAAGAACGCAAAGACUUGAGGCACAUCCUGCUCAAGUCACAGAAAGAUGUGAAUAAAAUCGAGAAUAUCGAUUGUGAAGGAAAAGUUGAAAACGACAUUUGUGAAGUAAGCUCGUCAGAUGCGGAAGAUGUUUCUACAAUGAAAAAUAAGAAUAAAGCGACGAAAAACACCAUUAUGUUAUCGAACGUAACAAUUGGCGUUGACAUCGCGUCAGGAACGCAAGCCGAUGUGAAGGAAGAGACCGACGUAAAAGUUGAGGAGCAAAAUGUGAAGUUGUAUGAUCCCUUUUGUCGGAAUCCACUCUACGCGGGAGUAGCCAAAGGGUUGUACACCGAGCUCGCAGCAUUGUCCAGACAUUUCCAUCCCAGUGUUGCUAUAUUCGCAAAUCGGAUAAUUCAAGGUAAACCGAUUGAGUACACGGGCGAUCCGUUGGAGGAUCUAACGUUGAUUCGAUUUUUGAAUCGGUACGUCUUUAAGAACUCGAAGAAGUCAGAAGAUAUGAAGGUGCAGAAGAAAAAUGAUCCCUUGGCAAUACGCGCCGGAUAUACACCCAAGGGUGUACGCUCCCUUCCUGUCGAUAGCGCAGCGUAUCUCAACGAAAGGGAGGAGCGAAUACCAGUUGACGAGUUGUUCCUUCAUAAAUUUUGGAAGAAAGAGAGCGAGACUAAGGACAUCAAGAAAGAAGACGAUGAUGAAGACAUGGAGAGCGUUAACAGUGAAGAGUUCAACGAUAUGCUAGAUCGUGUGGGCAUCAACUACGAUUUAGACGAUUUAAACGAUUUAGACAAUUUAGACAUUGCGACAGAUAUCGCGCUUGGGAAGAAAAAAAGGUAAAUCUGUAUUCUUGUAUGUAGAAUUGUAUAAAAUAUGCUUUGACUCAUCUAUAGGGGGAAUGAUUGUUUCUGU
Linepithema humile (Argentine ant) is the source of this 2739-nucleotide messenger RNA. RefSeq names its product CCAAT/enhancer-binding protein zeta. Gene Ontology annotation, cellular component: nucleus. The record is from RefSeq and is a predicted model, not a curated record. Lineage: Eukaryota; Metazoa; Arthropoda; Insecta; Hymenoptera; Formicidae.